GUGUGUGUGUGUGUAGGGGGGGGUUGCUUAACGAACCGCAGCCCCGGAUCCAAGGUCGGGGAGCAGCAGCAGGGUCGAGGGCAGUAGGCUGGAGGGUAGGGUGGGGACGUCUCAAGUGGGUCUGGAGAAACCUUUCCUUAGGCUACCCUCCAGGCAGGCAGAUCGCUGCUAAAUAGCAAAGCCAGCUUGGGCAUCUUGAGCAGCCAAUGGCAGCGUCGUCGAGUGAGCACCAAAGGCUUCAGGAAGGCGAUGUCUUGACUUGCAACUGAAUUGGAUUUAAGUGAAGCAGGGCUGUGCAAAGUCACUUCUCUGGAGUUGUCUGGGUCCAGUGGCAAGAUAUAGACCAGGAUGACUGGAGAUGGCCACCCCUAAGUAUAGAAAAGCAAGCAGACCUUGUUGGAAGCCGAGCAGACAGCCGGGUGGGCCACUGCCAGGCUGGGCAGUCAAUGACCAUGGCCCUCAGAAUGGUCCCAACCCAGCGCAUCUGCUACUGCUUCAAUGUCAGGAUCGCCACUACGGCCCUGGGCAUCUACCACGUGGUCAUGAGUGUGCUGCUUCUCAUCGAGCACUCCGUGGAGGUGGCCACUGGCAAAGGAUACUGCAAAAUCCUGCAGACAUCCUACUACAAGAUUGCGGACAUUGCCUCCAGCUUCCUGCUCAUCAUCAUGCUUUUUAUCAUCAGUGUGAGCUUGCUCUAUGGUGUCCUGAAGAACCGGGAGCGACAUCUUUUGCCCUUCCUGUCUCUGCAAAUCAUGGAUUUUCUCCUGUGCCUCCUCACGCUGCUUGGCGCCUACAUUGAACUCCCUGCCUAUCUGAAGUUUGGUUCCCGAGGGAGACAAGCGAAGGGGCCUUUCAAAGUCCCUCUCAUGACUCUGCAGUUGCUGGAUUUCUGUCUCAGCAUCCUGACCCUCUGCAGCUCCUACAUGGAAGUCCCUACCUAUCUCAACUUCAAGUCCAUGAACCAUAUGAAUUACCUCCCAAGUCGAGAAGGCAUGACUCAAGACCAGUUUGUCAAGCUGAUGAUUGGAUUCUCCAUAGCAUUCAUCAUCGUCCUUAUCUUGAAGGUCUAUAUGUUCAAGUGUGUUUGGAGAUGCUACAAGUACAUAAAAUCCCUAAAUAGGGUUGAGGACAAAGUCAAUACCAAGAUGUUCCAGAAGGUCCUUUUGCCAACCUAUGAAGAAGCCGUGGCGAUGCCCUCCAAGGAGCCGGCCCCACCUCCUUACUCGGCCGUGUGAGCCGCGUUGCUCCCUCCUCCCUUGGGCCAAGUCGCUACAGAAGCUUCCUUUUGCUUUUAAUGGCUCACAGUUACUGUUCAGCUUCCUCCCAGAUGUGUUUGUUUUCGUACCAACCCUAGGAAAGCCCAGGUCUCUUUCACCCCUUCGGGCGGGCGGGGGUCUCUUAUGAUCCCCACCAGUAUAAUGAACUGUCUUGGCUAACGUUAGAGAGGACCUUUCGCACCAUCGGGUCCAAACCCUCUCGUUUUACCGAUGUGGAAUCUCGGGCCCAGAAAGGGAAAGUGACCCGCCCAAAGCUUCACAGAUAGCAAUCCGCAGAGCUGGGAUUCUUUUGCCUCAGGAUCCUUCCGCACAGCACCUUGCUGCUUCCUAGUUGAAUCCAUGGGCCACUUUUGUCGGUAACUGUGAGUCAGUUUAGUCCCGGGGUGGUUCAUUACAUCAAACAGCUUUCAAUACAGUCAGACCGUAGUGAAUGAGUCAACCAACAGCCAACCUGAAGUGCAUGCGUCUUGCUGCUUGGCUGAACACUUGAAGCCACGUCCUCCCCGAAGUUGCAGUGGUUGUGGCGCCUGCAGGGCUCUUCAGAAUCACUUCCCUACUGGCUACUGCUUAUGAGAGAGGCUCCAGAGGCCUAGAUACUGGCCCCUCUGUGGUGCCGGAGAGGAGGGCUAGAGACGGGGAGCCGGACCUGGGUGAAGGGAAAGAGGUUUCUGGGCCCCGUAUAGUUGUUUUCCAUUUGUAACAGGGAAGGGCUUCAUUAAAAUUGCAUUAAAGCUUUU
Molecule: messenger RNA, 2014 nt
Organism: Dromiciops gliroides (monito del monte)
Lineage: Eukaryota; Metazoa; Chordata; Mammalia; Microbiotheria; Microbiotheriidae
Gene: LAPTM5
Product: lysosomal protein transmembrane 5
Exons: 10
Coding region: 447-1235 (262 amino acids)
Cellular component (GO): lysosomal membrane
Source: RefSeq, a predicted model, not a curated record